AUGUCGGCCGCGAAAGCAGCUUGUGAUCAUGUGCACGAUUGGCAUCAUGGAACCAAAGCAGGCGAGUGGGUAUCGAUGGCCGUUGCAUCAGACGGCUCAUACGGUGUCCCACAAGGACUGGUCUUCUCAUUCCCGUGCACGGUUGAAAAGGGUGAAUGGAAAAUUGUGCAAGGACUCACUUUGGACGAAUUCGCUAAGGGUAAAAUCGCUAUCACACAAAAGGUUCGUUCGGGCUGA
Molecule: messenger RNA, 237 nt
Organism: Anisakis simplex (herring worm)
Lineage: Eukaryota; Metazoa; Nematoda; Chromadorea; Rhabditida; Anisakidae
Source: the annotation of a GenBank genome assembly